AACAGGGAGGAGAGAACAGGCAGUGGUCCCAAAGUACAGAGGACAGAGCUGGGCAAAGAUUUCCUCUCUCAGUGGCACCAAACUCCUAGGCUGCUGAUGGCAAUGGCACUUUCUCUGGAAGCAGGAAACAGCAGUAGAAGUUGGAAUAAUUAUCAAACUAUUGCAGGCAGAAUUUCACUGAACAGACAAGCUUACAGUUUAUCGAGAAGCAAGACCAACUGGUAAGGAGGACAGUUCACAGGGAAGAUUAAAAAGUGAACAAUGACUCAGCCAAGCAUUUACAUCACAUUUUUGGGAGCCUAUCUGCUCAUCAUUUUUUAUGUACAAGGACAGAAUCCAGAUAGUCGAUUUCUUCAUGGUACAGAAAUGAAGUCGGACCCAAACAAAAAAAAGCAGGAAAAUGGAGUGACCUUAGCUCCAGAGGAUACUUUGCCUUUUUUGAAAUGCCACUGUUCAGGACAUUGCCCCGAUGAUGCUAUUAAUAACACGUGCAUAACUAAUGGUCAUUGCUUUGCCAUCAUAGAAGAAGAUGAUCAAGGAGAAACUACAUUAGCUUCAGGCUGUAUGAAAUAUGAAGGUUCAGACUUUCAGUGCAAGGAUUCACCAAAAGCUCAGCUACGAAGGACAAUUGAAUGUUGCCGAACCAAUUUGUGUAACCAGUAUUUGCAGCCUACACUACCCCCUGUUGUUAUAGGUCCAUUUUUUGAUGGUAGUUUCCGUUGGCUGGCUGUCCUUGUUUCUAUGGCUGUGUGCGUAAUUGCUAUGAUCAUCUUCUUCAGCUGCUUCUGUUACAAGCAUUACUGCAAAAGAAUAGCAAGAAGCCAUUGUUAUAAUCGUGACCUAGAACAGGAUGAAGCUUUUAUACCGGUGGGAGAGUCAUUGAAAGACCUUAUUGAUCAGUCACAAAGUUCUGGAAGUGGAUCUGGACUUCCUUUGCUGGUUCAACGAACGAUUGCCAAGCAGAUUCAGAUGGUUCGGCAAGUGGGAAAGGGUCGCUAUGGAGAAGUGUGGAUGGGGAAAUGGAGGGGUGAAAAAGUGGCAGUCAAAGUGUUCUUCACCACCGAAGAGGCCAGCUGGUUCCGGGAAACAGAGAUCUACCAAACUGUAUUGAUGCGUCAUGAGAAUAUCCUGGGUUUCAUCGCCGCCGACAUCAAGGGCACAGGCUCUUGGACGCAGCUCUACUUGAUCACCGACUACCAUGAAAACGGCUCUCUGUACGACUUCCUGAAGUGCACCACUCUGGACACGAGGGCCCUCCUCAAGUUGGCAUAUUCAGCUGCCUGUGGUCUGUGCCAUCUCCACACAGAGAUCUAUGGGACCCAAGGAAAGCCCGCAAUUGCUCACCGAGACCUGAAGAGCAAAAAUAUCCUGAUCAAGAAGAAUGGCAGUUGUUGUAUUGCUGACCUGGGGCUCGCCGUGAAAUUUAACAGUGACACAAAUGAAGUUGAUGUCCCUUUGAACACCAGAGUUGGUACAAAGCGUUACAUGGCUCCAGAAGUGCUCGAUGAAAGCCUAAAUAAAAAUCACUUUCAGCCAUAUAUCAUGGCUGACAUCUAUAGCUUUGGCCUGAUCAUGUGGGAGAUGGCUCGUCGCUGUGUCACAGGAGGCAUGACAGAGGAGUACCAAUUGCCUUAUUACAACAUGGUGCCUCAUGAUCCUUCCUAUGAAGACAUGCGGGAGGUGGUGUGUGUUAAGCGUCUGCGUCCCAUCGUGUCGAACCGAUGGAACAGUGAUGAAUGUCUGAGAGCCAUCUUGAAGCUAAUGUCAGAAUGCUGGGCCCACAACCCUGCUUCAAGACUCACCGCAUUGAGAAUCAAGAAGACGCUGGCCAAGAUGGUCGAAUCUCAAGAUGUAAAGAUUUGACAGUGACGUGCUCCGGGAGCGGCAGUGGACUCCGAGAACUUUCCUCACCCAGGCAAAGGGUGGGAUCGAAGUGGGGUGAGGAAAUCCAUGGCUCUUGGACCUCUUCCUCCCCACACCUUUACAGGCUGCUAACAUUCAACCUUUCAGGACUCAGUAGAAUAUGAUGCUGGACAGCCUCAUUUUAAAACAUGUUUCUUUUUUGUUGGGGGGGAGAAGGGGUUCUGAGCUAUGUUGAGACUUCAGUCACCAUUCAUGAGUCUCCGUAAAACUCUGGGUACUGAAUUGCAUGUUUAUAUUAUGGUGCUUUCUGUGAAAGCCUUAAGAAGAAAAGAAAAUGAAUUCAACAGAGAUGGAGAAAUAUAAGCUUUUGCCUUCUACCUGAUAAAACUUAGCCUGUUCAUAUUCCUGCUUUUGUAAAACAGCCUGUAGAUUAUGAAUCAUUUUGGGAUACUACUCUGUUUUUAACAGUUUAUCAUCUGUGUUGUGUGUGUGCCAGGAUUCCUCUGCUGCCAUGUGGUUUAAGAGAAAAAACGAGGAAUGAAUGCCCAGAAGGGUUGGGGUAGUUGGUGCUUUGGGUCUUUGUUGUUGUUGUCAUUAUUGUUGCAAUAAGACUAGCCAGUCACAUAAAAGCCAUUUAACUACCAGGAAAAACUGACUUCUUUACCAACACCUUUUCUGACAGGAAAGUUGGUAUAAAUCAAAAAGCCAAUGUUUCUAAACCUGAGCUUCAUUCCUCUUUUCUUUUUUUUCUUUUCUUCUUUUCUUCCUCCCUCCCUCCCUCCCUCCCUCCCUUUCUCUCUCCCUUCCUUCCUUCCUUCCUUCCUUCCUUCCCUUUCUUCUUAUUUUUUGGGCAGUUUUUAAUCUUUUAUUGUGAAAAGUAUAAUAUCUUUAGUUGGAACUCCCAAUGUGAAGACCCUUCUGAAGAAUGAACUCGCUUAUUGGGGUGUUUUUGAUAGCAAUUUAAGUGCCUAUAACCUUGUCCUGUACCACUUAUUCUAGGUGACUCUUAAAAGGGAAAUGACAUAUCUUGGGCACCAUGUGCUUUAUUUGCAGGACAUCUACUCUUACCUUCACUUUGGAUAGUCACGUUUAUCCACACACAUUCAUGCCAUAGAAACCAGAUCGCAUGCACCUCAUAGCCCAGGCUUACAAAUUUAAAAGGAAAAACAAACAAUCAACACUCAAAGAUGGUCAGGAAUGACAUUUAUAAUCAUAGAUGGGUUUUCAAAAUGAAUGCAUUCAAUCUUCUAAUCUAGGGCUUUGUUUUGUUACAGUAUACUCACAACAACAGCUUUCGAUAUGAUAAUCUCAUUUAAAUUCUUCCUUAUAAGAGAAACUUCUCACUGAAAAUUUACAUUGCAGAACCUACAUGAAUUUCCCAACAACUAUUAAGGAAGUUUCAAAUCUAUCUAAAUCAUUAUUUGAAAUUGGAGGGAUUUUAAAAAAUAAAUUUUCCAUAGUUUAUAAAACAAAUGAAAAAGGGUCAGGCAAAAAAAAAAGAAAGAAAGAAAUAUCAGUGUUUUUCUUUACUAUCACAGUGUACAGAUUUUAUUUAACAAAGUGCUACAUAUUUUAUAGAAUCCUAGUUAUCUCAAGGGACAUUUCUGUUUUAUGAAGUCAUUACAGUUUUGUAAUGUCUUUUAAGUAUUAAUGUUAUAUUCUGGCAGAACAAUUCAUGGGCCUACUAAGUCAGAAUUAAAUUUACUUUUGGAUGCAGUGUAAGGGCUGUAAUUUUUUAAAAUAAUAAUUUUUAGAGCAUUUUUCCGUCCAUUGCCAAAACUUGACUAACAUUGAACGUCGAAGCUGUUGAGUAUUUCCAAGCAGAGCAGUUGUGCACAAUUAACUGGAAACUGUUUGGAAAGCUCUAAUAUUUUUACAACCUAAAAUAAAGCUCUUCUUUGUCAUGUUUGAAAGUGGAAGCAUUCUUAAAAAAAAAUUGAUUUCUUUGACCCAUGAACUUGUCCUUUCAGAAAAAUAAUUUCUUCAUCUGUUUCUACAGGACACAAGUAACUAUAAUCUAAAGUGCCAUGUGACUCAGGCUCCUUAAAUAGCUCUGACUUAUUCUUCUAAUUUGACCUUAAUUCUUUUUGGAAAUAAAAUUACAAACUCUCAAAGAAGUUAACUUAUUAAUAAUAAAAAUAGGGGAAAAACAUGAAAAAAAAUGCAAUCUUCCUUCCCAGCAACUUUUUAAAAUCACAAAAUAUUUUCAGAAGCCGAAAAUUAUGAAUACUUCAUAUUGUCAUAGAUGUGCUCAGUAAGCUAGUAGAAGAAAGUUGAUUUUAAAAUCAUAGCAUGCAGAAGACUUCCGUAAGAAUAUUUAUUAGGAUCACCUCGGUCUUGAAAUAUAAAUAUCGCCUUAUUUGGAAACCCUGCAAGUCCUUUCUCCCCCAUUCAAAAUUAUGUAUUUGUUUCAUUAGUGAACGAUUGAAAAUACAGGGGUCUCCAAAGUCUCAUUGCAGUUUUAAGCUAAAUAAAAAGUCUUCCCAUGGCCUGAAGGCUGCCCUGAUGUUGACACCAGCCCAGGCCCUGCUGCCUGCAAAGGCUUUAAGGAUUGACCUGUCUGGGGGCCUGUGUGUCUAUCUGUUUAUCAAGGACCAGCCUGUCUGGAUGAACUGAGGCAUGUCUCUUCUGAAGCUUAGAACUACAUUAAGACUUGGGUGAGACUGAUCCAAGAGGGAGUGUGUCUGAUGCCCCAUAACUCUAAUGAAAGAACAACACAUUAUUUUUCCUUCUAAUUGUUAAAGUAACUAAAUUAUUAGUAGAAUUGAAGGUAUAGUUGAACUUGCAAAUUAUUUCCAGUCUGCUUAUUAUAGACUUGUAUAAUUUUACCUUUUUUGUCAAACAAAUAUCAGAGGUGAGAGAACUAAAUCUAAUUUUUAUAAUAACUUUUCCUGAACACCUUCCUAUAUGUUUUUAUUCCCCACCCACUGUGGUCUUCUAACAUCAAUAUUUAAGUAAAAUUUUUAAAACUUUUAAAUGCCUGAACAUAUCAUUUAACCAAGUUGUGCCAGAUUUCUUAUUUGCUAUAGCUAUAUUGAAUUUUUUUAAAAUUUGCUAACUUUUCCUUUGGAAAUGAGAGCAAGAAAAAUUUCAAAUACCUCCAUAGUUUCCCUAGAAUCAAAUAGAAAGUCUUCUUUAGAAUAUUCAUUCACCAAACUUUUGUCCAACAUCGAAUCUUAGAGUAUAUCUCAGAGGUCUGUUCUAGGUACUAGAACAGUUACAAAGUUCAGCUAAGGAGAUCUUUGCCUUUAAAGAAUUUGAAUUUUUUUCCCCUAGGAUUGAUCCUCUAUUUUAAAUCAGUUUUUCCCGCCUCAAAUAUGUUUGAAGUAAAUUUUUUUCUAAACAAAUACAGCAUUUUAGGUAGGCAAAAUGUCGUUUGAUUUUAAAAUGUCCAUUUGGAAUUCCCUUCUAAAAGGAAGAGCUCUAGUUAUUUGUUUUAGCCAGAUAUGGAUAGAACAGUCUGUCAGUUCACCCUCUUGCCUCAUUACUGCUAUGAAAAAUCAGAGGGGAAAUUCCUUAGAGAAGUGGCUUGUAUUUGCAGUGGAAUUACGGUGCAGAGCCAGCAUGGGGUGCUUUGCCCCGGGAGGCCUAUAUGGAAAGCGUGGUUCAGACUGCUUGAGUCUACGAUCAUCUCAUGGUGACUUUAAGCUCCUACUACACCAGAGGUGUCCAACUCCUGGCUGGUGGAACCAGGUAAAAAUGGGGGUGGGGAAUGUUCAACAAAAGAAAUGAAAGCAUAAUGCACACAGUGCUCAUUUGUGGCUUUCUGAGCCCACAUUUGGCCUGGAGGGAUCUGUUUCUCUUUGAGUUCAACCCCACUGCUAGACACUACCUUUAAAAAGCCCGUCCUCAUGACUUCACCCUUGAAAUGCCCAUUUAAAAACUAAAUUGUAGUAUAUUGUAUAAAAGGAAAAUAACAUACCUUGCUUAGAGAAAAUGUAAAUACGAGACAAAAUAAGAAAUGGUUUGAUUAAAUUCUUGCUUAGAUACCAGAAGUGUAGAUUACUCUUUUAAAUGGUAAUACACUAAAUGUAUUUUGUACAGCAUCUGGUUUAAAAGGUGCCUUAUUAAGUUUACCAUGAAUUGCUUUGUUCUGUACACAGAUUAUGUCCAAUGUAUCAUUUUUAAGUAAAUAACCUUAUUUUAGUACA
Messenger RNA from Monodelphis domestica (gray short-tailed opossum), 6014 nucleotides. RefSeq names its product bone morphogenetic protein receptor type 1A (gene BMPR1A). Gene Ontology annotation, biological process: cell surface receptor protein serine/threonine kinase signaling pathway; cellular response to growth factor stimulus; protein phosphorylation. Gene Ontology annotation, molecular function: ATP binding; transmembrane receptor protein serine/threonine kinase activity. The record is from RefSeq and is a predicted model, not a curated record. Gene Ontology annotation, cellular component: signaling receptor complex; plasma membrane. Lineage: Eukaryota; Metazoa; Chordata; Mammalia; Didelphimorphia; Didelphidae.